Molecule: messenger RNA, 1274 nt
Organism: Moneuplotes crassus
Lineage: Eukaryota; Ciliophora; Spirotrichea; Euplotida; Euplotidae
Source: the annotation of a GenBank genome assembly
AUUGUUGUUUUAAAGCACAGAAAGGCUGAUAAUUUAUAGGAUUAUAUGGAUAAAUAUGAAAGUGAAUUCAAGAAACAUUGACAAGAAGUCAGAGAAUUCAUUGCAUCCAGAAACAAUACCAAAAAUUUGAGGGUAUAUGAGCUAACAAAAAUGCUUCGCAAAGGCAAUUUCAAGGCAAAACCCUCCAUAACCUCAACUCCAACCCCUCCCAAAUCUAUCUCCAAAUAACCAACUCUCUCACCCCAAAAAGAAGCCCAAAUGUUCUAAAAAAUUUCAGCUCAAAAAGAAACUUGUCUUAAAAAUCAAUAGUAUUUUCGAAACAAAUUCUUCUUCUGCAAAAUCAACUUCCACGAUGCGAUCAACCGGAAGUAUCAAUAAGAAUAAGCCCAAUGUGGAUGUCUGCAAGUAGAGAAAGUUCCUUUAAGCUAGAGGCCCGAGAAGGGUACCCCUUCUCGGGCAGGAGUUUGCUGGCCAAGUCACUAUCCAGGAACACCAAAGGAUGUGAGCCAUGUGCUAGUGCUUUAAAUGAGCCUGGCUUAGAGGAGUUUGAAAAUGGAAAUUUGAAAUAUACGAAGAAGAAACUGAGCAAUUCAGGAUCUCAGAAAAGAUACUAUCAAUCUUCAUCACCUUAUGGAGGAAAUAAUGAGAAUUCAAAUCAUUGCUUGAAAAAUUGGGUGUCUCCCAUUAAAAGGUUUAUGCCCGUAAAGAUCAAAUCAAAACUCCAGAAACCGAGAAUGCUCUUCAGAAACAAGUCAGGAUACCAUACCCAGGACAAGUCUGAAUCCACCUUCAGCAGCCCCUUACAAGGGUUAGAACAGAACAAAAUGAUUAAGUGUCUCAAGAAUGAUUUGAAGAAAUUCAUCACCCAUUCACGUGAAAGAAAGUGAGGCACAAGUAUCCUCCAAAAACCGAAGACAGAAAAGCCAGAGGAAAUCCAAAGAGCGAAUAAGCCUAAGCCUCGUACCAUUACUACAACCGAGUCAAAAGAAGAAGGCAGAUACAAAGCAGCUCAGCCUAAGAUAAUGCUCAAGCCUGUGUUAUCAACGUUGUUUAGAAACGAGCUGAAUACCGAUUUAAAACUCACAAGAAAUCUAGUAGAAAUUAAAACUAGAAAUGGCCACCAGACCUCUGUUGCUUCUAAUUGUGAAGGUGAUCUUGCUCGAAGGAAUUUGGAGAGAAUUGUUCUGCAUAAAUUUGGGUCUUAUACCCCAAAUUAGGGCAAGAUAACUCCCAAAGGUUAACAAGUUAUCUAUCUAAAAUUGUGUUAGAAUUCG